GUACCAGCCUGACGGAUGCGGAGUUGUUUACCAAAACAAAAUUAAAACAAAACCGACGCACCCAGCACGGACGCCAUUGGGCGGGCCACACACAACACCACACGAUGCACUCGUACCGGGCGAACGUGAACCGCAAACACUGUGCGUACUUCCGGUGCAACAACAACUCGGUGUCCACUCCGGAUAUCACAUUCUUCGGCUUCCCGAAACCGUUCGACCGCUACGAGACGUGGAUGAAGUUUGCGGGCGUGCCGCACGAGCUGCUCGAGAACAAGCGGUACCGGUAUCUGUGCGAGCGCCACUUUGCCGACAUCUAUAUGUGCCGCAGCCAGCGACGGACGCUGCUGCUGGGUAAUGCGGUACCCUACCCGUUCGACCAGUCGAUUGUGACGGAUUGCGACGCGUCGGAGGGAACGGUCGAAGUGUACGAGAUGGAGUCGGACGGGACGCUCGCGAAAGUCGCACCUUUGCGGCCGCUUGACGACAACGAGGGCGCCGAGUCGACGGACAUGGAGCAGACCAGUGAGACGGACACGGAAGCGUUAAGUUCCCCCACGGUGACCGUCGUUCGCUCCAGCACUUCCGAGGAGCUGCAGGAUACGCUAAGGGUUGAGGAGGUGCCGGAUUCGAAGAAAGGCUCCCAGAAGGAAGAACCGAAAUCGGAAGCUGUUUCGUCGGCCGGCAGCAGCCACAAGCAGAAGCUGGUCGCCUCGAAGAUAGCGGAAAUGAAGGUGAAGGUGCGGAACACCGCUGCUGCCGGUGCGAUCACACCCAACCACCGGGAGGCAGCCGGCAAGAGGGUGGUGCUGAACGGCAAAACGAUACGCCUGGUGCCGAUCCAAUUCCGCAACAUCAUGCACAAACAGUCGGAAACGGACCCGGAAGUGACGAUCGUCGACAACGACCACGAGGACGGGGGCAAGCCGGAUGAUGCUUCCGGCGAGGUGCCGAACGCCUCCAAGAGUGUGAAAUCUCCGGUUUCGUCAUCCACCAACUCGCACGACGAACCCGUUGAAGGGCGGGAAGAUGAGCCGGCGGAGAGCAGCGCAGGGGGCCAGCAGGCGACGGAGCGGGACGACAAAAUCAGCGAAUUCAUCUUCAAAGGCGAGGAGUACGUGCAGAUGCCGAAGGCGCACUUCGUCGGCAAGCUCAGCAAGCUCGAGCAGCGGGUGGCGCACUACGAAAGCGUCAUCAGGAACAUGCGCUCCAUACUCGACCACGCCAGUCCCUUCGGUUCAACGGACGGUUGAGGAAGGGUGGAGGGGGGGGGGGAUGAACUACGCCUAAUUUUUACCGAGAACAGGUACUUGCGAGUACUUAAUAUGGGAAUAUUUUAAGAAUUUAUCGAUACACGCUGUACGCGCAGAUAUGAUGAAAAACGCUCCGAGAAUUAAAAAAAUGUGAAUUUCUGACGAAAAA
Molecule: messenger RNA, 1419 nt
Organism: Anopheles coluzzii
Lineage: Eukaryota; Metazoa; Arthropoda; Insecta; Diptera; Culicidae
Gene: Dlip2
Exons: 2
Coding region: 105-1250 (381 amino acids)
Source: RefSeq, a predicted model, not a curated record